Cuculus canorus (common cuckoo) is the source of this 2038-nucleotide messenger RNA. RefSeq names its product tyrosyl-tRNA synthetase 2 (gene YARS2). Gene Ontology annotation, cellular component: cytosol; mitochondrion. The transcript has 5 exons. The record is from RefSeq and is a predicted model, not a curated record. NCBI's taxonomy places the organism in Eukaryota, Metazoa, Chordata, Aves, Cuculiformes, Cuculidae. Gene Ontology annotation, biological process: tyrosyl-tRNA aminoacylation. Bases 25 to 1485 code for a protein of 486 amino acids. Gene Ontology annotation, molecular function: tyrosine-tRNA ligase activity; ATP binding; RNA binding.
CUUUCCCGUCAUCCCCCGGGCAAGAUGGCGGCGCCCACUCUGGGCCGGCGCUGCGGGCGGGCGGCGGGGCUGUGGGGCGGCCCGGGACGGGCCUCGCUCCCGCUCUCGCUCCGGCGGCGAGCCCACGAGCAAGCGCGGCGGGCCCGGGGCGCCGGGAAAGGUCUGCUGGCUGAGCAGUGCGAGCGCGGGCUCUUCCAGGAGGUGUUCCCGGCUCUGAGCGCGGAGGAGCAGCUGCCGAGCCUGCUGGAGCCGGGCCGCCCUCCCGUCACCGCUUACUGCGGCUUCGACCCCACGGCCGACUCGCUGCACGUGGGGCACCUGCUGCCCGUCAUGGCCCUGCUCCACUUCCAGCGCGCCGGGCACAACGUGAUCGCCGUGGUCGGGGGCGCCACGGCGCAGCUGGGGGACCCGAGCGGGCGGGAGCGCGCGCGGGAGCCGGUGCCGGCGGAGCGGGUGCGCGCGCGGGCGCGGGGGCUGCGCGCGGGGCUCGUGCGCCUCUUCGAGAACCACCGGGAGCUGCUGUGGGCGCAGGCCGGGCGGCGGCUGGGGCGGGCGGAGCUGCUGGAUAACGCCGGGUGGCUCGGGGAGCAGCGGCUGCUCGAGUUCCUCGGCGGGGCUGGCGGGCGGCUCCGCAUGGGGACGCUGCUGAGCCGGCAGAGCUGCCAAGCGCGGCUGCGGAGCCCCGAGGGGAUGAGCCUGGCAGAGUUCCUCUACCCGGCCCUGCAGGCCUACGACUUCCUCCACCUCCACCGGCACCACGGCUGCCGCAUCCAGCUCGGGGGCGCCGACCAGAUGGGCAAUAUCAUGUCCGGCUACGAGCUCGUCACCAAGAUGACGGGAACAGAUGUGUUUGGAAUUACUGUACCUCUUAUUACCAGCACUACAGGAGAUAAACUGGGGAAAACUGCUGGCAAUGCAGUUUGGCUAAACAGAGAUAAGACUUCUCCUUUUGAGCUAUAUCAGUUUUUUGUCAGACAACAAGACAGUGUAGUUGAAAAAUACCUGAAGCUCUUCACCUUCCUUCCUCUUGAGGAGAUUGACCACGUCAUGAAAAUGCAUGCUAAGGAACCUGAAAAAUGGGGUCCUCAGAAACGACUUGCUGCAGAAGUAACCAAGCUUGUUCAUGGUAGAGAGGGGCUAGAAUCUGCUAAGAGGUGCACUAAGGCCCUUUAUUACAGCAGUGUGGAGGCAUUGGAAGAAAUGUCUGACCAAGAGUUACAGGAACUGUUUCGACAAGCUCCAUCAGCUGAAUUGAUGCUUGAACCCGGAAUGAACGUUCUUGACUUGUGUCGCAAAGCGAAUGCCAUUCCUGAUGGACCUAGUGGGUACCAGAAAAUUACAGAUGGUGGAGUUUCAAUAAAUGGGAUUCGAGUAACUAAUCCUGAGACUGUUCUUAUUCUUGGACAGCAUAUUCUUAAGAAUGGAGUAUCAUUGCUUAGGGUUGGAAAGAAAAAUUACUACAUUAUAAAAUGGCUGCAGUUGUGACAACAGAACGUCUCCUUAAAACAGUGGAUCAUUUCGACUGUUGCUCAAAGAUAUACUUGAAGAUGUUUAUACACUGUGCGUUACUUCGCAGCUCACAGACUGUCCAAUGCUAUAGUUUUGUUCUCAAAGUACACCAACAGAUUUGAAACAAAGGCAGCUACGUUAUACCACUGAAGAGAGUUUUAGAUGCACUGCCUUACUCAAAGCACCAUUCAUGAGACGAUACACCCAAGAUGAAAAGACUCAUUUCAGAGACCAAAGAUGGAGAUGCUCUUCCUCUCCUUUAACAACCUUCUGUGUUGUAAGAGAACAGUGGCCAAGUACUCUACAGCAUAAUCCACAACAAGAUGAGCAAAAGCAUACUCAGACUCAGUGAUGCUUGGAGAGGACACAUGUUGCUGUCCAGUUUAACUUCAUCCUAACAGAGAAACCUGUUAAGAGGGUAUGAACAAACCAACCUAUGAGCAACAUUUAUUUGUUUUUUCUGAGCAGGUUUGCUUUGAAGGAAGCUGCAGGUGAUUCAUAAUAAAUAAGUAGAAUGAUUAAGCCCUAA